Messenger RNA from Aspergillus melleus, 366 nucleotides. RefSeq lists its product as uncharacterized. NCBI's taxonomy places the organism in Eukaryota, Fungi, Ascomycota, Eurotiomycetes, Eurotiales, Aspergillaceae. The transcript has 2 exons. The coding region runs from base 1 to 366 and encodes 121 amino acids. The record is from RefSeq and is a predicted model, not a curated record.
AUGGACGCAACGCCCGAGCAUCCUCCAGAGCAGAGAUCCGAUGCCUCCCAACCGGAGUCAACGUCCGCAUCAAGCGCCGUGUCAAAUAUCGGCGGCAGCAUCGGUGAAAUCGCCGGGUCGUCAAUCGGCGAGGUGAAGAAUAAGCUCAAUGCAGUUUACACCUCCGAUUCCGUGCAGAAUGUCUGGGAGCAGGUCCGAUCGGUUGCGACGGGCGGAAAGGCCGACAAUACUACCGACCAAGACCCGCAGGACCUGCCCGAUGCCGAGGAGAUUGAACGAAUCGAUAAUCUGGAGAAGGAAAGGAUCGUGGAGUUCCUUCAAGACCGAAAUAAAAGUCUUCGCAGGCGAAGUGCUAAAAGUCGAUAA